UUACUCGCUCGAAAGAUGUCAAAGAAAAGAAUUCCCUGCGAGCCGCGGGCAUCGCAGGCGCGGCUGUCGCCCGAUUGCUUUGAUCGCACCGGAAAGUUGGUGUAUUACAAGAAUGCAGCUGCUGGGAUGUUGCAGCAGCAGGAAAUCCCAUGUGGCGUGCGCAAGGACAGGCCGGUGAAGACCAAGGACGCCAAUGGCAAACGCAUGCUGCCGCCGGGCACACGUCCACCGGGACGUGUCCCAGGUGCCUUGGCCGUCAUGGCGCGUCGCAUCGGCGGCAACAAACCGACGCCCAGCGAGAAGCGUGCCGAGUCCGGAAAGGCUACGUUCUUCCAUGUGCAGGGCCAGUCGUGGGAGUCGAAGGGCUUUGCCGAGCUCACUCCCAUUGAGCUGGAGCGAAUGCGAUCGGGGCGUCCAAAGACCGCCGACGAGAAGCGGGCCGAGCAGGCCAUGAAGCAGGAAGAACAGCGCCAACAGACGGAAGAGACCGAACGGAUACGCAGCUAUUUCCGUGCCAUUGACGGGCAGCGGCGCGAGAAGGAGCUCCAGCGCCAGCAGGAUAUGGAGGCGGCCGACGUCGACGAGGAGCAGCGAGCGGAGGCGAGUCGCCUCAAGGUGUUGCAGCAUUCGCUGAAUGUCAGAUACGAAAUGGAUGAGCGAGUGCGGGAGGCCACCAAGGCCAUUUCGGAGGCCAAAUGCAGCGCCAUUUGGACCGCACAGGUACAAGAGCGUCAAUUGCUUGACCGCGCCCAGGCAGAAUGUGACGCCCAUCAGGCGCGCAAGAAUCUCGAGUACAACAACAGUAAGUGGGGCACCGACAAGCAGAAGGAUGCGAUCGAUGAGAUCAAGCGUCGCCAGUAUGGUGCGGAUGUCCGCCAGCAGAUACUCGAUCGCGAAAAGAUGCGGUUCACCGCCCAGGAUCGGCAGCAGCAGGAGGCACACGAGAUGCGAGUCUCUGUCGAUGAAUUCAAGAAAGCGGAGGCCCACCACGUCCAGGCCGUCUCCAAGGGGAAGCAGAGCUAUCGCCAGGAGCUGGACAAGUACUCAAAGAUGCAUCGCGAGUUUGUGCGCAUGCUGUGCCAGCAGGAUCAGAGUGACGAGCGGCGCGCCUACGACUACCUGCUGCAGAAGGAGGCCAAACUGCGACAGGAGCUAGCCGAGAGGAAGGCCCAGCAGGCUGAGGUGAAGCGCCAGCGUGACGCUCUGUUUGUCGUUCAGCAGAAGAUGAUGAACGCCAAGGACAACCAGGACGAGAUGCGCUUCAUAGCCGAGCACGAGCGCCUCGAGCGCAAGUAUCGCGAAGCUGAGCGCCAGGCCGCCGAAAAGGAGCGCCGCAUCGCCGAUGAACUCCGCAAGGGAAAUCUCGAGCAGCUCGAUCGCCUCAGUCAGAUGAAGGCCUGCUACUACACGCAACGGGAGCGCGACAACAGGGUCAUGAUGCAGCUCCGCGCCGAGGAGGCGGAGCAGCGUAAAGUUGAGGCCGCCGCGGACAAGGUGAAGCGGAACAAUCUCCGCUUGGGCGUCGCCUGCCAGAUGGAGGAGCGCGAAAGGGCGCGUCGCCGUGAACUGGCCGCCGAGCGUAUGGAGUUUGAAAAGGAACGCGCCGCGGAGGUGCAACGCCAGACAGAGAUCGAUACGGUGAUUGCCGUGAAGCUGGAUGAUCUGACCAAGCGCGGAUGUCUGCCGGGACGAGAGCUCAAUACGUUGAAGGGUCGUGUGGCGAAUGCGGCACACAAGAAGCUGGGGGCAGCGAUGACUUAAGCUUCUGCCACAGCACACCACACACUACACUCAAUUAUAUCCACGUCAAACACAUGCACACAUCCACACAUCCACACAUCCGAAGAUGACAAAUGG
Drosophila guanche is the source of this 1857-nucleotide messenger RNA. Its product is annotated as trichohyalin. Bases 16 to 1761 code for a protein of 581 amino acids. The transcript has a single exon. NCBI's taxonomy places the organism in Eukaryota, Metazoa, Arthropoda, Insecta, Diptera, Drosophilidae. The record is from RefSeq and is a predicted model, not a curated record.